This is a messenger RNA of Phaedon cochleariae (mustard beetle), 1858 nucleotides long. Lineage: Eukaryota; Metazoa; Arthropoda; Insecta; Coleoptera; Chrysomelidae. The record is from the annotation of a GenBank genome assembly.
UUAGAAUAAUGAGCCUUUAUCUAUUGACAAGUUCAGUGUUGAUGAUAAUAACACUCCAUAUCAUGAUACUGAUCGAAAUAUUAAGUUUUUUAUGCAUCUGAGAAAAUAUCCCCAUUGAAUAGGGAAAGUCAACGAUUGAAAGAUGUUUAGUAUCAGCUUGAGGAAUUAUAUCAGUUGUACGGCACUAGCUGUUUUAUCAGUGGACUUACUGGCCACCUCCGGAGACAUCACGAUGACAUGGUCCUCCCCAAUGUUCCCAAAACUGUACUCCAACGACACAACCGUCAACCCUCUGGGAACUCCGAUAACCGCAGACGAAGACAGCUGGAUCGGAUCCCUGCUCAACAUCGGUGCCAUAGUGGGACCGCUUCCAUUCGGUUUCAUCUCCGAAAGAUAUGGAAGAAAAAUCGCCCUGCUAGCCAUAGCUGUGCCCCACAUCAUCUCCUACGUCACCAUGGCCUUUGCUAACAAUGUAUACAUAUUUUAUUUCGGGAGACUUCUUGGAGGGGUAGCAGUUGGUGGGGGUUAUACGCUGCUCCCCAUGUACAUAGCAGAAGUGGCAGAGGAGUCUGAAAGGGGAAUUUACUCUGUCACUCUAGGCAUCUUUUGGGCGUUUGGUAAUUUCUUUCCAUACGCCGUAGGACCAUUCCUCUCGGUCAUGUGGUUCAAUCUGGCACUGGCUUGUUUUCCUCUGGCAUUCUUACUAGCCUUCUCGAUUUUUGGAAGGGAAACGCCCUAUUACUUGAUGAGUGCUGGGAAAACUCUAGAAGCCAAGGAAGUACUGAUGUAUUUGAGGUCCAAGAGCGAGAAGGACGUGGAAGUUGAACUGGAAUUAAUCAAAACUACUCUGGAUAAGGAAGAACAUGGUCGUCUCUCAGAUGUCCUCAAGAACAAGGGACUAAGGAAAGCAUUGUUUAUUUCUGUAGCUUUACUGGCAUUCCAGCAGCUUUCUGGGGUGAACGCGAUCAGCUUUUAUAUGCAACCAAUUUUCGAAGCUUCAGGAACUAGUAUAUCAUCAGAUUGGUCCGCAUUAUCAGCAGGUAUUUGCAUUUUCAUCUUCAGCCUCCUGAUUCCCGUAGUCGUCGAUAGAUUUGAUCGGACUGUUCUGAUCACAUUCGCUUCUUUACUUAUGUCUCUAUGUUUAUCAGCAAUUGGAAUAUUCUUUUAUAUAAAGGAUAAGACUGACUUGAGCUCGAAAUCGAUAUUCUGGUUGCCCUUGGCGAGUCUUGUGGUGAAUACAUUCGCUUUCCAAGUGGGAUUUGCUGCUAUUCCCUGGACGAUAUCGUCAGAGCUGUUUCCGAACGAUGUGAAGAACGUUGCUGCCUCAGCCACUUCGAUCUCAUGCUACUUGACAUCUUUUCUCAUGACCAAGUUCUUUGAUGAUAUGACGAAAAGUCUCGGUGUCUACGGAACGUUUUGGUUUUUUGCCUUUUCCUGUAUAUUGUGUGCCGCGUUCACUCAUUUUUAUGUACCAGAAACUCGAGGAAAGACAUUUAUGGAGAUUCAACAAAUAUUACAGAAAUGAGAGGUAACUUGAUACUGUUGGCAACUGAACAGGACGUCUAGCCAAUGAAAGACUGGUAUACUGAAUACUUAUGUCAGUAUACGAAACUGACAUUGCCCAACUAGACUCAACAAAACGGUGUACUGGAGUCCUUGAAGAGAUGGCAAUUCAUGCAAAGUUCUUCAAACAGAUUUGAACGUAUCGAAUAUGAAGUUAAUAUAGAGGUUUACCGAAAAAUGCUUUGACCGACUAGUUAACAAUGUCGCAGUUGACAUCGAAUCUUCGAUCUAACGGCAAUUACGGUCUAGUUAGUUUAUGUCGGUUAUCUGAACCCACAAUGAUAACAGAAUUUCU